GCGCUACGCUUGGAUGACAGAAGGGGAGUGAGCGAGUGAGUGAGCGAGUGAGUUGUUUUGGGUCGGAAGGGGGGCAAUUUCUCGUCUUGUCAUUCGGCUCAAUCGCCUCGUCUGCAUCCACGGUGCUUUGUUUCCCUGCAUUAUGAAAGUGAUCUUCCCGUGACAACUGUCCCACCUUAGGCUCAUCUACGAGAAUGGCCGAACAAGACCUUUGUCCUCACUUAGACUCCAUCGGGGAGGUUACCAAAGACGGUCUUCUUCACAAAUCCAAGGGAACCUGUCAAUCAUGUGGCGUUGUGGGUCCCAACCUGUGGGCCUGUCUUGAGAACGACUGCCCGUAUGUUGGCUGUGGAGAAUCCUACUCGGAUCACAGCACCCUGCACGCACAGGCCAAGAAGCACAACCUGACGGUGAACUUGACCACCUUCAGGAUCUGGUGCUAUGUGUGCGAGCGGGAAGUGUUUCUGGAGCCCAGGCCCCCCGUGACGCCAGCCCUGGUGCCUGCCACCGCCCCCCAUCACCACCACAUAACACCUGAGCAGGAAGCAGCGCCGCUUGGUUACCCGCUAAAAGCAGUGCCCAUCGCCAUGGGGGAGGAAGAAGGCUCAGAGUCUGAGGAGGACGAGUUUAAACCCAGAGGUUUAACAGGAAUGAAAAACAUCGGCAACUCCUGCUACAUGAACGCAGCUCUUCAAGCCUUGUCCAACUGUCCUCCUCUCACGCAGUACUUCCUGGAUUGCGCCGGGCUGGUCCGCUCCGACAAGAAGCCGGCUCUCUGCAAGUGCUACCAGAAACUCAUCUCGGAGCUGUGGCAUAAAAAUCGGCCCAGCUACGUGAUCCCGACCAGCCUGUCCCACGGCAUCAAGCUUCUGAACCCAAUGUUUCGCGGUUACGCCCAACAGGACACGCAAGAGUUCCUGCGCUGUCUGAUGGACCAGCUCCACGAGGAACUGAAGGCGCCACUCACCGAGUGCGGCGGCGAGAGUAGCGACGGCGACGAGAGGCUGGACGGCGACCGCUCGCCUGUCGAGGAAGACUUCCUGUCCUGCGACUCCAGCUCCGACCGCGGCGGCGAGGCGCAGGACGAACGCGACGGCCCCGUGGGCGGCGGCAUCUCGGAAAAGGAGAGGCUGAAGGAGAGGCGGGUCUCCGGCUCGCCCCUUCGCGGAACCUCCCAGGACAUGGACGAGGACGCCGACGUGGACACCGCGGUUCCCGCGAGCGCUGAGGAGGAAGAGCUGGUGCAGGAGCUUCCUGAAGUCCAACACCAAGAGAACAAUCAAGGACAAGAAGGAAGCGGCACCGCACAGCCGGACAACGAAGUGGGGCCGCCGCCGCCACCGCAUUCCAGCCCCUGCAGCCCUGUGAGAACCCUUCAGGAGCUUCAUUCCAAACGCUCCUCCAGCCCGCUGCGCUCCGCAGCCUCCUCGUACCCGUACAAGAAAGCUCACCCGCCGCUGACCUCCCGGAAGAAGAAACAGUGUCUCUAUCGCAGCGUCAUCUCCGACAUCUUUGACGGCUCCAUCCUCAGCCUGGUCCAGUGUCUGACCUGCGACAGGGUGUCUACGACAGUGGAGACCUUCCAAGACCUGUCCUUGCCCAUCCCUGGUAAAGAGGACUUGGCCAAGCUCCACUCCUCCAUCCAUCAGAACCUGCCCGUCAAGACCAACGCGUGUCCCGACGCGUACGGCUCGCAGGGCUGGAUCUCCUUCAUCAUGGAUUCCAUUCGCCGGUUCGUGGUCUCGUGCAUACCCAGCUGGUUCUGGGGGCCCAUGGUGACCUUGGAGGACUGCCUAGCCGCCUUCUUUGCCGCCGACGAACUCAAAGGCGACAACAUGUACAGCUGUGAGAGAUGCAAGAAGUUGAGAAACGGCAUCAAAUAUUGCAAAGUCCUCCGACUUCCAGAGAUCCUGUGCAUCCACCUGAAGCGUUUCCGCCACGAGGUCAUGUACUCGUUCAAGAUCAGCAACCACGUGUCCUUCCCCUUGGAGGGCCUGGACAUGCGUCCCUUCCUGGCCAAAGACAGCCCGUCCCAAGUCACCACGUACGACCUGCUCUCCGUCAUCUGCCACCACGGCACCGCCGGAAGCGGACACUACAUCGCCUACUGCCAGAACGUCAUCAACGCUCAGUGGUAUGAAUUCGACGACCAGUACGUGACGGAGGUCCACGAGACGGUGGUGCAGAACGCCGAAGCGUACGUGCUCUUUUACAGGAAAAGCAGCGAGGAGUCCGUGAGGGAGCGGCAGAAGGUGGUGGCCCUGGCCAGCGCCAAGGAGCCCAGCCUGCUGCAGUUUUACAUCUCGCGAGAGUGGCUCAACAAGUUCAACACCUUUGCAGAACCGGGCCCCAUCUCCAAUCACACCUUUCUUUGUCACCACGGAGGCAUCCCUCCUAACAAAUACCACUACGUGGACGACCUGGUGGUCAUCGUGCCGCAGAACGUGUGGGAGUACCUAUACAACAGUUUCGGAGGCGGUCCCGCCGUCAACCACCUGUACGUGUGCGCCAUCUGCCAGGUGGAGCUGGAGGCGCUGGCCAAACGCAGGAAAACGGAAAUCGACACUUUCAUCAAGCUCAACAAAGAGUUUCAGGCGGAGGAGGCGCCCGCUGUCAUCUUGUGCAUCAGCAUGCAGUGGUUCCGCGAAUGGGAGAGCUUUGUGAAAGGCAAAGACAACGAGCCCCCCGCUGCCAUCGACAACAGUAAGAUCGCCGUCAUGAAGGGAGGACACGUUCAGCUCAAGCAAGGUGCCGACUACGGGCAGAUUUCCGAGGAGACCUGGUUAUACUUGUCGGGGAUCUACGGCGGGGGUCCGGAGAUCGCCGUGAGGCAGACGGCGGUCCCGGCCGACCCAGACGGCCUUCACGGGGAGAGGAAGAUCGAAGCCGAGACCAGGGCGCUUUGACGUCGCGCUGGCGUUCGGCGCCCUCUUGUGGCCGGCUCGUGCAUCCGGUGAUGCCAAUUUUGUACUCUUCGAGUCGCUGACGUCAGCACUUUUCUCACGACAGACAGCUGCCUUUCAAAUCCUCCUCAAUGUUGCCCCCCUUCUUCGAUUGCUUCUCCCGACAGCGCUUUCCCGCUCCCUCCCACGCAGCUGAGGAAUUUGGCGCCUGGAUGAAGACGGGUGACCGACCGACCGACCGCCGUGAGUAGAUUGGAAACGUGCGGGACGCAAUGUUUUUCGUUUUUUCCCCCCUAAUAUAUAUAUAAUUUUCAAAACUCACAAUGUCAUGGCUGUAAACCGCAGGCGACGCCGCCCAGAGAUGUGAACGACUUGUUUUUUUUGUUUGUUGUCAGGGUGCCUAUUUUUAACUUGCGUAGCAACCUGCUACCACAACACCAUCAAUCAAACACACGUCGGCGCCCUCAGGAAUGUCUCACAAGUGUCUAGCAUGCACACGUGCAGUACAAAAUAAAACAAAACAAAA
Molecule: messenger RNA, 3429 nt
Organism: Syngnathus acus (greater pipefish)
Lineage: Eukaryota; Metazoa; Chordata; Actinopteri; Syngnathiformes; Syngnathidae
Gene: usp20
Product: ubiquitin specific peptidase 20
Exons: 24
Coding region: 195-2906 (903 amino acids)
Biological process (GO): protein deubiquitination
Molecular function (GO): cysteine-type deubiquitinase activity; zinc ion binding
Source: RefSeq, a predicted model, not a curated record